Molecule: messenger RNA, 2081 nt
Organism: Erpetoichthys calabaricus (reedfish)
Lineage: Eukaryota; Metazoa; Chordata; Cladistia; Polypteriformes; Polypteridae
Product: dual specificity protein phosphatase family protein
Exons: 4
Coding region: 526-1083 (185 amino acids)
Biological process (GO): negative regulation of MAPK cascade; protein dephosphorylation
Cellular component (GO): cytoplasm
Molecular function (GO): protein tyrosine/serine/threonine phosphatase activity; MAP kinase phosphatase activity
Source: RefSeq, a predicted model, not a curated record
AAUUUAGAAUGCAGUCGUGCCAAUACGUUUGGGAGGCGGGUUGCGAACUUGGAGCAAUAGACGAUGGGAAGUUGAACCCUAAAACCUGUAAGAUUAAAAGUUACUGCUAACAUUACAUUUAUGACCACAGAAAUGUGCGUUACUGGUCGGCGGGGCCGAGUAAUGCGACUUAUUUUGAAAUACUUCUGCCUCAAAUACGGCAGCUCCCUGGAGAUUACUGAAAGUCCGCGAUCCUCGCCUACACGCUGUCAUUGUCUAUUCUGUAGGCUCGUGCCGAGUUUAAUCUAAUCCUGUUUACAGUAUUACACUUUUCCAGAUGAAGCAGCGCACCGCACAUGUUACUGCGAAACUCUUUAACGGCAGCCAGGCAGGCAAGAUUCACAAUCCUUUUGAUGUCAGAGUGUUCUAAAUUGAGCUGAAGGUUCGGACACCUGUUCAGAUGUGUCACAGACUCAGAGAAACAUUGCAAACAGUCAUUCAGAACAAACACCAGCCUUUGCCUACGAGUGCGUAAUUUAGAUAUAAAUGUCAUCCUCACGAGAAUCGGGAAUCAAAUCUGUCUCUCUCAGGGAGCUGGAAAAUAUUAUGGACAAUUGCAAAUUGGACCUGACCCAGAUAGAUGAAGUGUGGCCCAACCUUUACAUAGGAGAUCUAACAAUAGCUCAGAAUAGAGGUAUGUUACAGAAAAUGGGCAUCACUCAUGUUUUAAAUGCUGCCCAUUCUAAACAAGGCAGCAUAGGAGACCAGAUGUUCUAUGGAAAGAACAUAACAUACAAAGGAAUAGCCGCUGAGGAUUCCUUAGACUUUGAUCUAAGUGAACACUUCAAAGAGGCUGCACAUUUUGUUAAUAAAGCUCUCAAAAAGAAAGAUGGAAAGGUCUUGGUCCAUUGUAUUAUGGGAGUAAGCAGAUCAGCGACCUUGGUGUUAGCCUAUCUAAUGUUGUAUCAACAUCUUUCACUCUGUGAUGCUGUACAAAAAGUUAUUCAAAGAAGACCAAUUUGUCCAAAUAAGAAUUUUCUAAAACAGCUUCUUGAUCUGGAUAAUCAUUUGCAGGGCAAAAGGAAAAUUUGCAGACUACUUUAGCAAAUAAAAAUAAAGUAGUCUUCAAUUGGCUACUUGUUGAUAUCUGUACAUACAUUAUAUGCGGUUAUACAAUUUGUAGAAUUGUCCGUGCCCAGAACAAAAUAGGAAAUAAAUGUUGGAGGCGUUAAAAUCCAAAGGAAGCAAAAAUCUUUGUACCUCUUGGAUUAAAUCUUGUCAAAAAAAAUCUGUACCAAGUACAGUGAAGUAAAAUAAGUACACACAGUGUGGACACUUGUGAGUGAUCUCUUCAGAACUCUCAUAAUUCUCUGCCUCCUUGUCAUGAUACAUUAGUUACUGAGCUACAGGUUCCUGCCUUCAUCUUCUAUGAAUUUUUUGUUUCUUUCCAUUGUGUAUUCAAAUUCAAAAAUAUUUAAGAAUGCAGAAACUAAAAAAAAAAAAUUCUGUUUUAUGAACUGUCAGUAAAAGCUCUCACUGUUCUUUGCUACAAACAGACUAGUAGUACUCAUGGGCAGACCAUCCUAUAUCUGCUCAUAUUACGCUUCUCAAACAACCAAAUCUGCUAAGGAUAGCUGCCAUUUCACAACAUUAACAUAAACUUGUGAAUUCCUUUGAAUCCUGCAACCACUGUUAGUUCCAGCUCCCUCUAAGGCUUCAGAACAUGCCAUUAACACAGAGUUAGUCGUGAACUCUGGUGCCAUCUUGACUGACAGCUGCAGUUAGCAGUGGUGGUAUUGGGAACUUCCAGGUCUGCUUAAGAGGCAGAGAGAGCUAUGAAUGACAAAUGAAAGAGUGGCCUUUUCCAGUCCACAGUACUGAAGCAGCUGUCAAAUGGCAGGAUUUUUUUUUUUUUUUAAGUAGCACAGAUUUUGAGAGCAUACUGGUGCUAACCUCUCCUGUUUCUCUACAAUAUGAAUCACCAACAUACAGCCAUGCCACACAGACAUGCGUCCUGCUAGUUGUGCUGCUCUAUCUACUGGGGCACACAGCCAGACACAAGUCAGUGGUAUUUUAUUUAUAUUUAUAUAUAAUAAAAACGU